Fusarium vanettenii 77-13-4 is the source of this 3195-nucleotide messenger RNA. RefSeq lists its product as uncharacterized. The transcript is spliced from 5 exons. NCBI's taxonomy places the organism in Eukaryota, Fungi, Ascomycota, Sordariomycetes, Hypocreales, Nectriaceae. Gene Ontology annotation, biological process: protein dephosphorylation; DNA damage response. Gene Ontology annotation, molecular function: protein phosphatase activator activity. Bases 1 to 2544 code for a protein of 847 amino acids. The record is from RefSeq and is a predicted model, not a curated record. Gene Ontology annotation, cellular component: protein phosphatase 4 complex; nucleoplasm.
AUGGCACAGCCCGUGCCUCAUCAGCCCACCGAUAAGAAGCGCGUCAAGGUCUACGAGCUCCGUAACAAUGACUGGUUCGACCGAGGCACCGGCUUCUGCAGCGCGAGCUUCGAGACUCUCGAAGAUGGUCGCAAGGAUCCGCGCGUCAUCGUCGAAUCCGAAGACCAACCCGACCGCCUCCUAUUAGAGACCAAGAUUCAGAAAGAAGAUGGCUUUCAGAAGCAGCAAGGCACACGUCAUAUGUCUGACUUGACUCGCAGAUACCCUCAUCGUAUGGCAGGAGCCGAGCAAUGGCGUGGAUAUGGCUCUCAGUUUUCAAGAAGCCGAAGGAUGCUCCAUGAUCUGGUUUACGAUGGCCUCUCCGACGAUCUCGCUAUCGAUGUCCCGCCCACGAUCAACCUGCCUACUGCCGAACUCGGAAAUCUCGGCGAGAUUGAGUCAACCAUGCGGAUGAUGAGCACGACAGCUAACGGUCGUGAUGCGCUUGCAAAGGCCAUCAUGGCCGAGGAUUACAUUGGCAAACUCAUCCCCAUGGUUGAGAUGGCCGAAGAUCUUGAGAGCCUCCAGGACUUGCACCGACUCUGCAAUAUCAUGAAGACAGUCAUCCUCCUCAACGACACUUCGAUUAUCGAGCAUGCUGUAUCAGACGAAUGCGUGUUGGGAGUCGUCGGCGCCCUCGAGUAUGAUCCAGACUUCCCCAGUCACAAAGCUAAUCAUCGUCACUGGCUCGGAAAUCAAGGUCGUUACAAGGAAGUGGUGCGGAUCGAGGAUGAGCAGACCCGUCGGAAGAUCCAUCAGACAUAUCGGCUACAGUACCUCAAGGAUGUCGUCCUUGCGCGCAUACUCGACGACCCUACCUUUUCGGUCCUCAAUUCCCUCAUCUUUUUCAACCAGGUCGACAUUGUCCAACAUCUCCAAGCGAAUGCAGCGUUCCUCAAUGAACUGUUUGGCAUCUUCAGUACUGCAAACAACGAUCAGAAGAGGAAGAAGGAGGCGGUCCUGUUUAUUCAGCAGUGUUGUGCUAUAGCAAAGAACAUCCAGCCACCGGCCCGCCAGACCUUGUACAACAACUUUAUCGCCCACGGCCUUUUGCAGGUCAUCCACUUUGGACUGCGGCACCACGAUGUUGGAGUGAGGGUCGGCGCUACAGAUAUUCUCAUCUCCAUAAUCGACCAUGACCCCCAGAUGAUACGCCAGACGCUCUACCGACAGAUGCACGAGAAUCAGCCACCCCUGACGGACUCUUUGAUUGAUCUUUUAUUGGUGGAAGUUGACCUUGGUGUCAAGUCACAAAUAUCAGAAGCUCUCAAAGUGCUGCUGGACCCCGGACCUGCGCAAAUGCCAAACGCCGAGAGCUUUGCAAAGGCGAAUGGCGACUUUGGUGGGAGACCGCGCCCCCAAGGGAGCCUGGAUCCUCAGCAAGACAUCUUCCUGCACCGAUUUUAUGAACGAUCUGCGCCAAGGCUGUUUAAGCCAUUGCUCGACCUGGAGAAGCGGACAGACAUGAGCUUCCCCGUACAACAAGCGUCCAUGUUUACGUAUCUGAUAGAGAUUCUGUGUUUCUUUAUCCGACAGCACAAUCUACGUUGCAAGUUUUUUGUCAUGUCGAACAAUAUUGCUCAGCGAGUUGCUCAACUUCUCAAGUGCCCCGAGAAGUAUUUGCGACUGGUUUCUAUCCGAUUCUUCCGCUCUUUGAUUGGACUCCAGGACGAAUUCUACAUCAAGCAGCUGACGGAAAAGCAAGUGCUGGGACCAAUUCUCGAUGUGCUUAUCGAAACAAUGCCCAGGGACAACCUCCUGGGUUCCGCGUCGCUGGAGUUCUUCGAGUUCAUUAAGAAGGAGAACGUUAAAGAUUUGAUCAAGCACCUUGUAGUGAACUACCGGGAGCGACUGCUAGGUUUGAGCUCCAUGCCCACGUUCCGAGACAUCAUUCUUCGAUAUGAUCAAACUCAGGGAUAUACAUCAAACAUGGAUUACUUCCUAGAGGGUGAGGAUGAGAUAGGCAGGAGACCACAGCCGACGAGAUUGAUGGAACAAAUCAAUGUCGAGCAGGAGCAAGAGGAGUACUGGGCAACAUCGGACCCCGAGGAAGAGGAGGAUUCACAGAACAAGGACCCGGAGAAGGCGCCUUCGACUAACGGGUCUACCGCAUCGAAACCUCUCGUGGAUUACGCAUCUGAUGAAGAGACGGACGAAAAUGUUGAUCCUCAAGCAUCAGAGAGCCAAAGCGAUGUGGCAUCGGACGCCGUGGGGUCACCAAUCGACUCGAGCCUCGGAGUUAUACCACCGCUGGAGCGACUUUCAGAAAAGCGACGACGCGAAGAGGACGAGGACGAAGAUGAGCUCGGGAAGCUUCUGCACAACAAGCGACGCAACAGCAGUGGUUCUGUUGGUAGUGGCUCGGGAGCAUCUCACGGCGUCCUCCGCAGACGCAAGAGCUUCAACGCCGGACCUACUAGUGGUAAUGGCCCGAAGAAGAUCGCCAUCAGCUUGUCCUCGGCUCUACGGACAGGCAGCGGCUCGGGAUCUAACGAGGACUCGUGAAAAAUUCAUUGUGCCCUUCUUUCGGCGAUGGCGUACGGGUAUUUGGUCUGUUUUGGUUUACCAGGGAACGGGGGGGACGUGGGCUCGGAGGACUCGUUCCCUCACAAAUUACAUUUGGCAAGGAUGGCUGGUUAAGGGAUGGUCUAUGCGGAGGAGACUGGCGUUGUGUUUGAAUUCUCCUUGUGGCUCCUCGUCACUAUACUCUCGGUUUCGUAUGAUUUGCUCUCGUCUCCCAGCGGCUCCUUGCCGAGAUGUGCUGGGAGACUGGCAAUUCUUGGUCUGGUCUAAUGGGGCUCUCCGUCUGGGCCGAGACUCGGCCUUCUUCUAGGUGAUAGAGUCGUCGAGAAGCGGCGGCAUGGCAUGGCAUGGCAUGGCGUGGGAGGGAAACGAAAUGGGAUCUUUCGGUUGAUGAGAUUGGCAGGAUCGCGAAAGGAAGGGGAAGGGGGCUCUAGAUGAGCGGCGGUCUGCCAGUUGACGAGCGGCCGAUGUGAGGAAAGGUGGCUGGCUGUGUAUCAUAACAUAUAUGACUAUGGAUGGUCUCUCUGAAAAACGAGAGGGUGAGCCGAAGUCUGAAGGAAAGGACGAGGUCUCUGGUGAUGAUGGAAUGAAAACAAAGACCCGUAGAUGAAAUCAAACUUUUAUCUAUGACCU